This is a messenger RNA of Eriocheir sinensis (Chinese mitten crab), 4442 nucleotides long. RefSeq names its product serine-rich adhesin for platelets-like. NCBI's taxonomy places the organism in Eukaryota, Metazoa, Arthropoda, Malacostraca, Decapoda, Varunidae. The transcript is spliced from 3 exons. Bases 66 to 3548 code for a protein of 1160 amino acids. The record is from RefSeq and is a predicted model, not a curated record.
AAGGUAGAGAUGACCGAUGUUGGUGUUGGUGACGGUGCUGCCUCCUCCCCCGCCUCCGCUGUUAGAUGACCCAGUGUGCGUUCCUGCUGGAGGUGGUGGUGGGGGAGCUCACCCUCACCCGCUGCCACCGCCUCCCUCACCCGCCAGUCUCACCCACCAUCCGCAUCAAGGUGGGUGGUGGGCCAUCUCUCCUGGUUCCCUUCCUGGCCCCGGCCUUCACCGACCCCCUCGACCGGCCUGAUGCAAAGGGCGGCCACUACAUCUUCCAGCGGGGCAAGUCGUCCAUCUUCUCCGCCUCCUCCCAGCUCCUUGAGGGUGGCGAGGGGGGUCGGGUGAGGGUGGAGGUGCUGGCCUGGGGGGGUGGCAAGGGGGGCGUUCCUGGUGUGCUGGGCCGCUGUGAUGCUGUGAUGACCUCGCAUGACCUGACCUCAACACGCCUCGGCCUACGCGGGAAGCUUGUUUUAAUUGGUGAGGGCGGGGACGCCGUUGGAAAUGUCACCCUCACACUCUCCCUGCGGAAUCUUGGUGAGGUGGUGCCUGCCGUGGGGAACUGGGGGUCAGGCGAGGGCAGGGGAAGGAGCACCACAUCCCCAGGACACCCCAGGACCUACGAGGAGUCCUUUGAUAUCCUACAGGACGCUUCUGACCCCUCACCUCACACCGUCCCAUACCACGACCUUCCCAACUCAGAGAAGAUUGCCCUCAAGAUUGCCAGCCUUCAGGACCCUUGUGAGGCCUUUCUAGGGGAGUGGCAGCCUUCACACCAGCUGGGGGAGGAUGGGGGAGGCAUGGCCCAGCCCUUGCCCAUCCUGUAUGCCGGCCAGGACAGGGAGGGGGCCAGGAUAUGGGAGGAGAAGGUGGUCAGAAUGGGGGUCGGAGAGGCACCCCAGACAUUAGACGACCAACAGCCCUACAGGAAUGAAGAUGAGGUGUCGGACAUGGGAGAGAACAGCUACACAUCAGACGACAGCAACACCCAUACACCAGACACUCAGCAGCAACACAGGGGUAAAGAUAGCACACACAACACCCAGUACGGCAGUCAGGGCAGCAGCAACACACCAGACAACACCAGCAACACCCAACACCACAAACACAAACGGAAAAACAAAAACACACAUAAACACACAUUAAAACGCCCUUAUCACCCGCCAUCCAUCGCUCGACCCCAAGGCUGGCUACGCUCAACCCCCCCAGCCGCCAUCUCAUCCGCCCCUCCGCCACGUCUCAACCGCUCGCACCUCCUCCGCCUGGCUGCUGUUGACCAUCAGCUUGGAAAGGACUUGAGGGCGGAGGUGGACCGUCGAGUGCGAGAGAGAAUGAAGGGACUGGAGGCGGACUUUCUUGAGCAGGUGGAGAAGUUGACCGCUCGGAGGAGGAGUCAGGGGGUGAGAGAGAGGGGGAGGGGGCACACUACCACCACCGGCAACCACCGAGAGAGUGUGGGGUGCCAAACUGAGGGUGCCACGUCGAGCCCAGUGCCAUCAAGAGAGCAAAGUCCAUCAUCAUCAUCAUCAUCACUUUCAUCCGCUCACACAUCACACAAGCAAGCCUCCUCCACCACCACCACCACCUCCCACAAACGCACCAACAAAGCAACACACACACACACAAACACAAACAGAAGCGCGUCUCUCGCUACACCUAAGGAGAGACGGAAAUCGAGAAAGCCCGAUCUACCAAAACGGACAGAAACAAACAUAACCGCAUCUACCUCUUCACCCACGGAAACGACGGAAGCGGAAAAGCCCAGUCAAGCGAGAGAGGCGGACACACAACUACUUGGCACCCCGCAGAGAGCCACCAGCGACCUCCGAGUGCCAAGUGCCGCCAGGGUCAUGUUGGGGGAGAUGCCGAAGAAUGUAACUUAUGUGAUUGGCAGUGACGGGGAGAGAGUGUACGGGGAUGGCAUUGUGUUGGCCCCGGAGGAGGAGGGAGAGGGAAGAGGAGGAGGAGGAGGAGGUAGACAUGAAGAUGGGUCAAUAGGAAGAGUAGAAAAAACAACAGCUAAAAAUUGCGAGAAAGGAGAAGGAAGACGAGAGGAUAGCUUAGUAGAAGGAAGAGAAAGAACAGGAGGAGGAGGAGGAAGAGGUAGACAUGAAGAUGGGUCAAUAGGAAGAGUAGAAAAAACAACAGCUAAAAAUUGCGAGAAAGGAGAAGGAAGACGAGAGGAUAGCUUAGUCGAAGGAAGAGAAAGAACAGGAGGAGAAGGAAGGAAAAAACAAGAGAUAAAAACAGGAGAAAGACUUGAGGAUAGACCAGGUGAAAGAGGAGAAAGAACAGGAGGAGAAAGAAGAGAAAGAGAUACAAAAACAAACACAAACGGGAGGAAAAACAGCACCUCCUCAUCCCAUUCCUCCGCCAAACUCAGAACACCCAAGUCACUCCACGGCCAGACCCUCGGAAGUGACCUGAGAGCGCAGUGGGCGGAACAGGACCACCAGCUCCCCCGGGAACCAUCACAGGACACAUGGGGGCUUACCUACACCAUCAGGGCAGCCGAGCAUGACCACUCCACCGCCUCAGAGCACCAGUCCACCCCAUCCACACAUCUCACCACUCCACAGACCGGUAGUGAUGGUGGAGGCGAUGGUGGUGAGUCGUACACAACAGCAGCGGAGGAGGUGGAAGAGGAGGAUUUUGAGGAGUCGGUGGCGGAUGAGGAAGUGGAAGAGGAAGAUUUUGAGGAGUCGGGGGCGGAGGAGGAAGUGGAGGAGGAGGUUGUCAGUGCCUCGAGUCGCUCCGCCCAGGUCUGCCAGGAGAUUUUCAGGGGGCGGAAGGCGGACAUUCUCUCUGGUCUGGCCACAAGCAGCCCACCGCCGUCCAUUGGGGAAUCUCUCCUCAGUCCGUCUAGAAGUGCAGAUGAGUCUGAGCAAAGCCAUAGGGGGCAGAGGAACCUUAGUCCUGUCCUUAACCUCUCUCCAAGCCCUCGCCCUUCAACAUCCAAGCAUAAAACAACCCCGAAACUAGCUAAAAGUGACGUACUCAACUCUAACCCUCUCCGAAACCUCUCCCCAAGCCCUCGCCCUUCAACAUCCAAGCAUAAGGCAACCCCAAAACUAGCUAAAAGUGACAUACUCAACUCUAACCCUCUCCGAAACCUCUCCCCAAGCCCUCGUCCUUCCACCGCCAAGCAUAAGACAACCCCAACACAAACCAGAAGCAACCUAAGCCCAAGCCCUCGUACACCCGCCUACAACCAGAGGACAACCCCAAAACCUCAACCCAAAAGUCACCUCCGUAAACAAUAUAAAGAAAACAUUUAUACCCAAGAUAGCGACCAUGAGGGAGAAAGGCCCAGCACCUCAGCCUAUGCCCAGCUUUCAGGGAGUUCAAGAGGUGCCAGGGAGAGUGCCAGAGGGUCAGUCGGCAGUAGUAUAAGCGACAUUAGUGCCAGGAUAGCGGCACUUCUGGUGGCGAAGCGCAUGAGUGUGCCGCGGAUGAACACUGAAUCGGUGAGCUCGUAUGUCCCCUCGGAGGAACAUCCCGGCACCCUGUCCUCUGUGUCUGAUGUCCUGAUGUCCCCCUCGACCUCCUUCUCCGAGUGAGGGAGUGUGAGGUCAGGUGUUUGAGUGGUGGUGGUGGUGGUGGUACUGUGGUUGAGUGAGGUGCUUUGGUGGUGAUGGUGAGGUCUGAUUUGUUAGUGGUGGUGAUGGUUGUGGUGGGGUGAUGGUGGUGGUGGUUGUGGUGGAGUAGUGAGGUGGAAUAGAAGGGAAUUGUAGAGGUGGUGGUGAUCAUGGAUGUAGUGAAGUGGAAGAAGACUAGCAAUUUGUAGUAGAAGUAGUAGUAGUAGUAGUAGCAGUAGUAGUAGUAGUAGUAGUAAUAGUAGUAGUAGUAGUAUCAGUAGUUGUAGUAGAAGUAGUAGUAGUAGUAGCAGUAAUAGUAGUAGUAGUAGUAGUAGUAAUAGUAGUAGUAGUAGUAUCAGUAGUAGAAGUAGUAGUAGUAGUAGUAGCAGUAGUAGUAGUAGUAAUAGUAGUAGAAAUAGUCACUUUUCUUCUCAUUAAGGGGAUGUUUGAGUCUACAUUAUUUUUUUUUCCCCUGGCAUCCUUUAAUUCAUGGAUCUCAGUAGUAAUAAGACUAACACAUGCAUCAGAGCCUUACUUACUACACUGAAUAAAUAAAUAUGUACGCUAACCUAAUCGUUUUCAUACACAAAAAAUCAUAAGAUCAUACGGACAAUUUACAGUUUCACCCAACCAACGAUUUUAUUACGUGUUUCAUAUUUUGAUGAUGUAGUGAAUUGCACGAUUUUGUACCUCAAUAUCCGUUGCAAAUGUCUACCUUUUUUUUUUCCCCUAAUACUAAUGAUUACAGGUGUACGGGCGGCUUUAGAUUACGGUUUAGUAUAGAUCUCGAGGAAGGGUAAUAAUAUAUCCCUAAAGUUUAAUGGUGCUCCCUACACAUGUAUUAAUAGUGUUUACCUGCAACAAUAAUUAAUCAAU